Messenger RNA from Lampris incognitus (smalleye Pacific opah), 718 nucleotides. RefSeq names its product fatty acid binding protein 7, brain, b (gene fabp7b). Gene Ontology annotation, cellular component: cytosol; nucleus. The transcript has 4 exons. The record is from RefSeq and is a predicted model, not a curated record. Gene Ontology annotation, molecular function: fatty acid binding. Lineage: Eukaryota; Metazoa; Chordata; Actinopteri; Lampriformes; Lampridae. The coding region runs from base 87 to 485 and encodes 132 amino acids. Gene Ontology annotation, biological process: fatty acid transport.
UAAUAAUGUGCAGCCGCUCGAGUAAGCGUCCAUAAACUACAUUUUACUCACUUUGGAGAUCACUCGGCCACCCUCAAGCCUUCACCAUGGUUGAUAGUUUCUGUGCAACCUGGAAACUGGUCGACAGCGAAAACUUCGACGAGUACAUGAAAGCACUGGGUGUUGGCUUUGCCACCCGGCAGGUGGGUAAUGUGACCAAGCCGACGGUGAUCAUCAGCGAGGAGGGGGACAAAGUUGUGAUCCGCACCCAGAGCACCUUCAAAAACACCGAGAUCUCCUUCAAGCUGGGGGAGGAGUUCGACGAAACCACCGCCGACGACAGGAACUGCAAAUCAACGGUGAGCCUGGAUGGGGAUAAACUUGUCCACGUGCAGAAAUGGGACGGCAAAGAGACCAAGUUCGUCAGAGAGAUCAAGGACGGCAAGCUGGUCAUGAACUUAACAUUUGAGGACAUCCACGCAGUGCGCACCUACGAGAAGGCAUGAGUCCCCUGCUAUCUAGCAUCCCCGCGGUGGUUUUGUCUGCAACGUGUUUUUGUUGAUGUGAUUUUUGCUCUGAAACAAGAUUUACUGUACGCUUACCUUUGCACUUCAUCCAUCUUCAAAUGGUUUGCAACAUGGGCUGAACAUGUUUUUGUAAGCAACUUUUUUUAUUCUGCUACGUGUCAGUCGUGAUGGAUUGUCUUUGUGAACCUCUGUUAAAUAUGAAAUAAAACACA